UCGAAUCCAAACUUCAUGACUGUCAACCCAUGACUCUACUACCCCUUUGGUAAAUUCAAUGUCAACUGCCGCUGUACAGUCUCUGGCGCUCCAUGAAUGAUGUACGACCUCGACCAGUCUCUGCCGUAUGAUUGACCGCGAUCAGGGUCUGUGGAGGUGUGAAGUCCCUCGGUCACAUGGCCUCUUCUCGAGGUAAAACGCUCCUUAAUUCUCGAGGUCAAAGAACGAAUUCACUUGGGUAUGCAAAGCAUGACUGCCACACGUGUUCGGCCAGGAAUAGACAUUGCGACCGCCAGCGGCCUCAAUGUGGCACCUGCUUCUCAGAUGGUCAGAAAUGCGGCGGCUUCGCUUUGAAUCUUGUCUGGAAAGGCUUCGACGCCCCGACCUCGCCACAGGUUCUGGCCUUCAACCUCACAGCGUCAAACUGCAAUGAUACCAAAAACUCUCGUGGUUUCAAGUUCGUCAAGGGCCAAAUGAGGAGAAAGCGCAAGCCCAAAGAUUCGACUCCAGUGUUGCAUUCGUCGUCUCCUGCUGGCGAUAGUGGUCGCCACGUCCAGGACAUCCAUUGUGCCCCUUGCCGCUCAUAUUCUCCUCCACAAUCUACCGAUCUCGACAACAACAUCCCUUUCUCAGGUAUAGGAGAUGAGACGAAAUUCACACAUUCGAGUUAUGCUGAUGAGCUAAAGGCGGAGGUCUAUCAGGCCGCCAAAGUUCAUACCCUCUACAAUGACGAGAAUGACUUGUCCUGGCUCGCGGCCUCUGAAUCGACCAUCGCCGUCUCUUCACCUGCUCUUGCGCAGUCACCAUUCCUUGACCAAGUGGACGAGUUCAACUGCAUAAGUUUAGACGAGGUUGAUCUCUUCCAAGGCAAAUCCCAUACAGCGACGAUCGGAUCAAAUGCCCUAGAUAUGCAUCAUUUGUCUGCAAAGUAUUACGAAGAGGAUGACAACGAUGAGCUCCCAUUUUCCUUGAGCCCAUCUAUCCACUUUCAGAACCUGUCAGUGAGAUAUGAGCCGGUCAUAACUAUGUACGACAAAGAUUUCUGCAUAUUUCCGCUGACCAUGGACUGCAAUACCAACCCUUUCAGAGUUUGUGUAAACCAGCUAGAGCGCUCUGAGUUCUUACUCCACGCAAUCAUGGCAGUGGCCUCUCAACAUCUCGCGAAACAGACAAACCGAGCAGACUUAAGGCUUCAGGUACAAAGUCACCGGUCAACAGCACUGCACUUGUUCGCCCAAGCUCUUUGCCACACCGAUCCAUAUUUACUGCUUGACACCCUCCUCAUCCUUAUCAGCCUCGAUUUGACACAAUCCGCUCUCGGUAGCUGGGGCGUCCAUCUUGACGGAGCCCGAAAAAUACUAGAUGCCGCCAACGCCCUAGAGUCCUGUCGAAGCAGUGUGCGCGUUCGAGCACAAGUUGCCUUUUUCGUUUGGUGGGACGUAACACUCGCAUUCAUCGCCAGAGAACCCCUCCGUCUUCCUUUGGCCUACCUGGAUACGCUGAUUGAAUACAAAGAUGAAGCGGCAUGCUCCUAUUUUGUUUUGAAUGGCUGCUCGAUCGAGCUUGUCAGAGCCAUGGCCCAACUUGCGAAUUUGGCUGCCACUUACGAAAAGACCAAACAAAUGGAAUGGACGAAUUUCGAUAGGACCCCUGUCGACCAGAUAAUUGCAGAUGUCCAAAAGCUUGCCAACAAAGAAGAUAGCCUCAUAAGCAAUAGUUGGUCCCUGCAAGACGAUCCACGCGCAAUACGUGACCGCUUUCACUGUAUUGAGGCAUGGAGGAACGCCAUUCUGCUUUAUACAUGUCGUGUAUUCUCCCGAGAACAGGAUCCCCCAGACCUGUGGACCAUCACCCAGCGGGCGCAUGUCAUCCUUGAUCAUGCAAGAUGCAUCUCGAAAAGGUCUUUCAUCCAGAAACAGGUUCUUUUGCCCGUCUUUCUAGCCGGGGCAGAGGUUGAGCACGAGGAAGAUCGUUCCUUUAUCCAAAAUUACUGCCGAUACUGGAGCAUCACAGCCCGCUUUCACAUGUUCGAAACCACCAGGAUAUUGCUCGAAGACAUAUGGAAAGACAUGAAACACUCGACAAGAGACAAAUACUGGUGGGGCAUCAAAGUCGAGAGCAAUCAUGCGCGAAAAUCUGGAGGCGAGCAUAACCAAUUGGUCACCCAAAUCCUCCUGGGCUAGGGAGACCGUCGCCAAGCGCAUGUCUCUGAGACUACGAUUCACGUCAGUAAGAGAACUGCGGAGGCCUGGACCACUUCAUCUUUCACGACAUCAAGGACCAUGUCAGAGAUAGCAAGGCUGCGUUCUGAAUCUUCUGUACAUGGCUGUCCCUACCUCGGCUAUGUCGAUCUGGUGUAUGGAAGCUGCAAGAGCCUUGGAUGGGGAACAUUGACGAGAAGAAGGCAUGAAAUGAGGCGGAUGUGCUAAUCCCAAGAUGGUAUAGUUUAGAAUUAGACUCAAGAAUUUAUUUUUUUC
This is a messenger RNA of Exophiala mesophila, 2477 nucleotides long. RefSeq lists its product as uncharacterized. The transcript is spliced from 5 exons. The record is from RefSeq and is a predicted model, not a curated record. Gene Ontology annotation, molecular function: transcription cis-regulatory region binding; zinc ion binding; DNA-binding transcription factor activity, RNA polymerase II-specific. Gene Ontology annotation, biological process: positive regulation of transcription by RNA polymerase II. Gene Ontology annotation, cellular component: nucleus. Bases 177 to 2183 code for a protein of 668 amino acids. Lineage: Eukaryota; Fungi; Ascomycota; Eurotiomycetes; Chaetothyriales; Herpotrichiellaceae.